Blastomyces gilchristii SLH14081 is the source of this 4085-nucleotide messenger RNA. Its product is annotated as multispanning membrane protein. Bases 1087 to 3237 code for a protein of 716 amino acids. Gene Ontology annotation, biological process: protein localization to membrane; vacuolar transport. Gene Ontology annotation, cellular component: Golgi apparatus; membrane. The record is from RefSeq and is a predicted model, not a curated record. The transcript is spliced from 6 exons. NCBI's taxonomy places the organism in Eukaryota, Fungi, Ascomycota, Eurotiomycetes, Onygenales, Ajellomycetaceae.
UAGGCGCCAAAUAUUUAGGCGCGAACCAAUUGAAGAAUCGAAAGUGGGAAAAUGCCGUCUGAGAACAAGCAUGAAUGAGCGUUAGGGCGAGGAUGAUUGAUUAUUUCACCAUAAUUAAAAACUGCGGCAGCGACAGCCGCAGCAACUGAAGAUAAUUAGAUGAAGUCUUUCAAGGACUCACGGAGUCUGUUGCAAAUGGGCAGCUUUUACGGCGACUGAUUGAAUAAGUUGAACUGAUCUGCCCCUCCAUUAGUGACUAUUCAUACAGCCUCUCUCCCGGAAACCCCUCCCAUCAGAGGUGAUAUGUGACGCAGCUGUUCAAUACACCCGAAAGUAUUCGCUGGCGUUGAGGUGGCAUUCUGGCAUUUUCCCGCUAAGCCGUCGAUCAUGACCGUCAAUCCCGAGCCAUGAAGGAAGAAGGAAACUUUCGAAAGAAGAUAGAUCACUUCAUAAAGAUGUGCGUGCUUGCAAUGAAGAGAUGAGAGAGAGUCAAGUUUUAUAAAUGUAUACAAAAAUAUCUCGCAGGUUCAAGCCUUACCCAGUUAGGUAAUGUUGGACCGCCGGUGGUUUAACGGCAACCCAAUUAUUAUCGCGAACUUAAACAAUACAUCGUUAUUCCAUACGCUGUAGUGCAUUGCUCUCACCAUCUCCAUUCCAAUAAUUAUCUCCAGCCUUCUUCCUUGAGUGUCACAAACUUUACUUCUGACAUUCCCUCUAUCUCCCUCGCUUGGUGCGCUCUAUCGUGUAGUAUGGCCUAGGAUCGAUAAGCAAAAAGCUACCUAGCUAUACGCAGUACGCAGCGUAGUUACAGAGCAGCGUCAUCCGGCACACCUCUAACCUCUGCGCGUCUGUAGGCAACCCCCCGGGGCACUUUGUGCCAAUUACACUCCUUUAGCACCGUUGUAUUCUCAACAAUCGGCGCGCAGGGCACAGGCUUCCUUGCCAGAGACUGGCUGACCCUUUUGCCCGCUUGCCCUUCGACGAGUCCACGCCCCUGUCAAACUAAAUAAUAGACAACAACAGGCUGCUUAUGCAGUUGCUUUAUCCCGCUCGGUGGUUGCUAACGACACAGCUACGUUCAGCGCCAUGGCUCUUCAUACCCAGAUGCGAGUACGGUUGCUAGCAUUGACACUACUAGCAUGGCUCGGUCUGGCCAAAGCUUUCUACUUACCUGGAUACUCUAUCAAAAGCUACCGCAACGACGAGGCUAUCCCGGUAUUCGUAAAUAAGAUCUUUUCAGACAAUACGCAGCUACAGUACGCAUACUUCGAUCUUCCGUUCGUGUGCCCUCCGACUGGAAAGAAACAUGACUCUCCUUUCGCAAGCGGGCACAGUAUAUCACUCAAUCUAGGCGAAGUGCUCCGUGGGGAUAGGAUCAUGGCCUCCGACUUCGACGUUGUAAUGGGAAAAGAUGUCGAAUGCCGAUUCCUCUGUAGCCGCCCGAUCGACCGCAAUGAUAUCAAACGGGCCAAGGAAUUGAUCACGGAUGGGUAUGUUGCGGAGUGGAUCAUGGACAACCUUCCGGGUGCUACAAGUUUCGUCACCGUAGACCGGACGCGAAAGUACUAUGCAACGGGGUUUAAGCUGGGAUACCUAGAUGUCUCCCCAGUGGACGGCAAACCCAGACACUACAUACACAACCAUUUUACAUUUGUCAUCCGCUGGCGUGAAGCACCGGGUAAAGCUGGUCGACAGGGCGGGAAAGUGAUUGUGGGCUUUGAGAUCCAUACGAAGAGCAUCGACACGAAUGAUAGGCUUGAAAAUGGCUGUCCUAGAAAGCUCCAGGCUGACCAUGAUGGAUUGGCGUUACAUAUUCCCUCAAAUAACACGAGCCUGGCGCAGCAGUACGCUGACUCGUCCUACAUCCCAGAACACGUCGUGGAUGUAGACGACGGAGCCACCCUUUCAAUCCCGUAUACAUACUCCGUCUACUUCCGGAAAGAAGACAAAGUUGAGUGGUGGAACCGUUGGGAUUUAUACUUCAAUAACCAAAGAGAAGGAACUACAACCCACUGGCUAGCGAUACUGAAUUCUUUGGUGGUAUCAGGCGUGCUGGGUGUCACAGUCUUUGUGAUCUGGGGCAAAACAGCCCAGGGGGAUGUUAAGUGUCGUGGAGAUGGAGCGAUGGAGGAGGGAAAGAUCAGACCACGACCUCGUAAAUCGAAAAGCGGUUCUAGAACACCAAAAUCCGGUGAAAAUAUCUCGAAUGGCCUUUCCGAUAAGGACUUGGAAGCAGAUGAACCAGACACCGACGAUGAGCUCGAGGAGGUCGCGGGAUGGAAACUUCUUCACGGGGAUGUCUUUCGCACCCCUGAAUACAGUGGGCUCCUUGCACCACUCGUUGGAUCAGGAAUGCAAUUACUUUUUAUGGCAGCUGGCCUCCUUCUCCUGAGCUGCCUUGGAGUUCUUAACCCAAGUUUCCGUGGUGGAUUUCUUUCCGUCGGCAUUGGCCUUUUUGUUUUUGCCGGUGUAUUCUCUGGUUAUUUCUCUGGAAGGCUCUACAGGACUUUUCGCGGCCAAAACUGGCGCAAAAACACGAUGAUCACCGCUCUGCUUUUCCCUGGCCUACUCUUUUGCCUAGUAUUUGUUUUGAACCUCUUUGUCUGGGCUCAGGCGUCUAGCACCGCGCUACCGUUCGGCACACUUGUCGGCUUGCUGGCUCUUUGGCUUCUUAUUCAAGUCCCCCUUGUCUAUCUUGGUAGCUGGUUUGGAUUUAUGUGGGCCAAGCCUUGGGAGCAUCCGACCCGAACGAACGCCAUCGCACGCCAGAUACCACCUCAGUCAUGGUAUCUGAGGACUGUCCACGGAACACUCCUUACCGGACUCGUUCCAUUUACCGUUCUCUUUGUCGAGUUGCUUUUUGUCUUCAAAAACCUGCUGCAGGACAAAAGCGGACACUACUACGUCUUUGGAUAUCUUAGUGUUGUCUGUACGAUCUUAAUCGUUACUGUGGCUCAGGUCACCAUAAUCGCGACAUACUGCCAGUUAAGCAGUGAGAACCACCGCUGGUGGUGGCAAAGCUUCUUCACAGGAGGCAGCGGCGCUUUUUGGAUCUUUAUGUAUUGCAUUUGGUACUACUUCGCCAAACUACACGUGCGCGGCUUUGUUUCGAGCCUAUUAUUCUUCAGCUACAGUUUCCUCGGCUGUGCCGUAUACGGGCUAUUAGCUGGAACUGUUGGAUUCUUGACUGCUUAUGCUUUUGUUCGCCGUAUAUACAGCUCAGUAAAAGUUGACUGAUGACCUGACCGAACCAAGUCCAUCCUUUUCUUUUCCAAUAUAUACCAAGCAGUUUACCCAUUACGUUUUAUUUUGUUUAAACCGGACUCACACCUGAACGAAAGCCAUUUCCCUUUUUAGAACUGUAAAAGUGAUAGAUCAACAUCCAACCAACAACAUUAUCCUCAUUUCCGUUUCUGCCGUCUAGAUAUAAUGAAGCUAUUAGCGACAUCAGAACACCACUGACUCUGCGCUCUUUUUUAGCGCUUUACCUUUUUUCUUCCCUCCCCCUCCCCCCGUCCCUCUUUUUUAUAUUUUUUUAGGCUUUCAUUCCUCAUUCCCACCUUCAGAUAUAAAACUACAAGUUGUAAUUAGCCUUUUGUCAUUAUUAUUACUUGAUUGAACUUGCGUUUCAGCGGUGCUGAUGAAUCUUCUACAUGAAUGCUGCUUUGUUAGUUUCAUUAUUUCUGAGACUGUACUAGUGAUAUAUAUUUUUGAUGUGUUUUGACCUUGUCUGUCUGCCUUUGGUUUUUGUUUUUCCCCCUCUUCUUUUUUUUUUUUUUUUUUUUUUUUUUUUUCAUAUAUAAAUAGUUAUAACGCCACCUAGGACAACCCCCUAUAUAUUUAACCUCUAGUUAGUUUAGGGGUUUAACACCUUUUCAUGUGUUGCCUUGAUCUCUACUCCGUAGAAAGGACAGAGUAAUAACAACAUCGAAUAACUUCUCUAUGUUUGACUCCUCAAUGAUCAACUUGGACAAAUUUCACUUUACCCAUACAACUCAGUAUUCAGUAUGAUUGGACUCUACUGGAUGGAUCUAGUUAUUACCGAAAAAAUUGCUGCAGAGGUGAUGGUCAACAUCUCCGCCACG